AUGGUGCGAUUACAACGGCGGCUUGCGACGCUGGGAAUUGCCAUCCUCGGCCUCACCGUCAUCUCCAUCUCUAUCUACUCUCUGUAUGGAGACUCCAAUCGGGUCCUGGAGUUUGCUGGAGCCCAUACAGACUGGAACUCACACAGCUCGGCACCAGUGGACUCAGAUCCGCGACCAAAAGACGAUGCUCCAGCACCAAUCGAACUGACAGCCGAAACCAAACCCGACACGGAAAAGCAAUCUGCAGGCCAACGACCCAAAUCACCCACGGCUCCCGCAGGUGUGGCCUUUGAGAUGCACCCCGACGCUUUCCAUGCUGGAGCUGACGCUAACCGACACAUGGGACAUGACGUGUGGCGACCACACGGAUACGUCCCCUCAUACCCUCUGGGAGGGGUUCAUAGAGCUCCCGGAAUCGAUCCUCUGCAGGUGGGCAACGCUGGCGAGUUCAUGCAGCAGAAGCUGGUGGCUGACUUUGCUGAGGGAUCGGACCGGCUGUUCCUCAUGCUGAAGACUGGAGCCACCACAUUUUGGAAACGAAUGCCGAUUCAUGCUUACACAACUCUCACCCGAGUGCCUCAUUUCGCCAUCUACUCCGACCACCCCGAUACCAUCGCUGGCUAUGAGGUUAUUGAUAUCCUUGCCAACACCUCUCAGGAGUACAUGGACAGCCAGGACUUCCGACUCUACCGACAGCAGCAGAAGCUGCGAGAACUUCACAACCAGGUUGACUUUGGAACGAUGAAGCUAGACGGAGGAUGGGAGCUCGACAAGUACAAGAACAUCCCCAUGCUGCAACACGCCUGGAACACAGACUCUACCAAGGACUGGUAUGUGUUCAUUGAUGACGAUACCUACGUCUUCUUCGAUACUAUGUUGGCGUGGCUCAAGGAGCUCGACCCCAAAGAGCCUCUGUACAUGGGCUCACCUACCAGUGUCAAGGGUGUCACUUUUGCUCACGGUGGAUCCGGUGUUGUUCUUUCUCAUGGUGCAAUGAAGGCUAUGUUUGAGGACGCCGAGAUUGCCGAUGGUUUCGACACCCUGCAACAUGAAUAUGAGGAACACACUGCAUCUGUCUGCUGUGGUGAUUAUAUGGUUGCCAAGGUCCUGCUCGACAAGGCCAAGGUGAAACUCUCCAUGACCUCAGCCAGCAAGUACCCUUACAUUGCGCGAAAGAUCCAGGGAGAGCCCAUUACCACUCUCAAGUUCUUUCAGGACAACUGGUGUCAGCCCAUCACUACCUUCCAUCAUCUGACCAACCGUGACAUCGAACUCAUGUGGCAGUAUGAGCGAAGCAAGGGUCCCGAAUUCCGAAAACACAUUACCUACCAGGACCUCUACCACGACUUCGUCAAGCCCUACAUUUCUGACGACGUUCGAGAGGACUGGACCAUUGAGCGAGAAGAUACCGAUGGUGAUGGCCAGGAGAGUUCGCUUGCCAAGGAGAAGGAGGAUUGGAAGAACAAGCACACUAAGAAGAAGAGUGACGAUGACGAGGAAGACAAGGAGCCCGAGCAGGAGAUUCCCCCCUUUGAGCCUCUCAAGGAUUCCCCUCGACAGUCCAUCGACAAGUGCAAGGCGUGGUGUCAGUCCAAGGACUGGUGCUAUCAGUUUGUGUACACAGGCAAGGAUGGUGAUGAAAACUCCGUUUGCAAGAUCAAGAAGUACCUGAGUCUGGGCUAUCCUGUGACCAAGGGCAAGAAGAAGCGAGUGGGAUGGAACAUUGAGCACAUUCGAAUGCACUUGCGAUGGUCCACUGACUGUGACGAGCUUGCUGGUCUGGAGGAAGCCGAUGCCAAGGGUCUUGAUCCCGAUGAGGGAUGGUGGAAGUCUCGAUUCCAGGCUGACAGGGAGGCCGAGCGUCUUCGACAGCAGGCCGAGGAGCAGGGAGCCCAGGCCCCCGAGGGCGAAAAUGAAGAUCUCAAGAUGAAGGAGGCCGAGAAGCAAGAAGAGGUCAAGGAUGAAAAGAAGGAGGAGGAGAAGCAGAAGGAGGAGAAGAAGAAGGAGGAGAAGAAGGAUGAAAAGAAGGGGGAUGAGAAGAAGGAGUAA
Molecule: messenger RNA, 2049 nt
Organism: Yarrowia lipolytica CLIB122
Lineage: Eukaryota; Fungi; Ascomycota; Dipodascomycetes; Dipodascales
Cellular component (GO): membrane
Molecular function (GO): N-acetylgalactosaminide beta-1,3-galactosyltransferase activity
Source: RefSeq, a predicted model, not a curated record